This is a messenger RNA of Paramecium sonneborni, 659 nucleotides long. Lineage: Eukaryota; Ciliophora; Oligohymenophorea; Peniculida; Parameciidae. The record is from the annotation of a GenBank genome assembly.
AUGAUGGAAUUCCGCACUCCAAAAUACAUUUGUUUAAAAAAAAUAGAACCUCCAGUAAUUAGAUAUCAACCUCGUACUUUGUUUGUUAAAGUUUAACAUUUAUUACAAACAAAAGACAGCGUUGAUACAUCAUUGACUUUGAGUUAAACAGAUGCAAAGAUGUAGUCUUAAUAAUCAGAAAUAAGCAAUCUUAGCACAUUUUAUUAAAGUUGUGAUUAGGCAAAAGAGAACAAAGAAUAACCAAUUAUUGAUGUGGUACUAAAAAAAACAAAUUCUUUUCAUCUUAAUUCAAAGAUGAGAAGUAAUAAUAAGAUUUCAAGAGUCUCAAAGAAUUAAUUGAUGGAUGUACUCUAAGAAAUAACAUCACCUACUUAGACAAGGCGUAAAUAGGUAAUUAUUAUAAUUGUUAUAAGGUUGUAAACAGGGAAUGGGAGUAUUCUUAUAGAAAAUAAUAAGGUAAUAGCACAUUUUUCUAAUCAAUUGAUAUAUCUAACGAUUAGGCUACAGCUUUACCAAAAUCUAGAAGUUUUAGCAUGAGACAAUCAAUAUAAUAAAAAUCAGCACAAUAAAAAUCAUAACAAUUAAAAGAAAUGAUUGAUCAAGCAAUCUAAAAUACAAAAAAUUUUGAUGAAUAUUUAAUAAGCCUUGUGAGUAGAUGA